AUGACUAAUCUAGAAAAUAUUGUAUAUUUUCUAGGGAUGAAGAUUUUAUACUCUGAUAAGGGUAUAAUUUUACAUCAUCUGAAGUAUGAACUUGAGCUUCUAAAAAGAUUUAAGCUAAUAAAUUGGAAGUCUGCAAUCACACCCGCUGAAACAAAUCACAAGUUGGAUUAUGAUGUUAAGGGUGAUGAUUUAGAUGCUACAACUUUUAAACAAUUUGUGGGUUCAUUGAGAUGUCUGUGUAAUUCCAUACCUGACAUUUGCUAUGCAGUUGGAAUGAUGAGUAGGUUUAUGAAGAAACCAAAUUUGUCACAUUACCAAGUUGUUGUCGGGACACUGAGGUAUAUUAAGGGGACUUUGAGGUGUGGAGUUUUGUUCCCUUCUGGUGCUAAAUAUAAUUUAGAUAUUAUAUGUUAUUCAUACUCUGAUUGGUGUGGAGAUAGAGUUGAUAGAAGAAGUACUUUUGGAUAUUUCUUCAAGUAUCAGGGAGGUCUCAUCUCUUGGUGCUCUAAGAAGCAACCAAUAGUUGCAUUGUCAACAUGUGAAGCUGAGUACAUUGCAGGGACACUAUCAGCUUGUCAAGUUGUUUGGAUUCUGAACUUGUUGUAG
This is a messenger RNA of Lathyrus oleraceus (garden pea), 606 nucleotides long. Its product is annotated as secreted RxLR effector protein 161-like. Bases 1 to 606 code for a protein of 201 amino acids. The record is from RefSeq and is a predicted model, not a curated record. The transcript has a single exon. NCBI's taxonomy places the organism in Eukaryota, Viridiplantae, Streptophyta, Magnoliopsida, Fabales, Fabaceae.